Messenger RNA from Punica granatum (pomegranate), 3572 nucleotides. The record is from RefSeq and is a predicted model, not a curated record. Lineage: Eukaryota; Viridiplantae; Streptophyta; Magnoliopsida; Myrtales; Lythraceae.
UCAAUCAAUUUCUCUUUUUUCUUUUCUCUAAUUAUUAUUAAUUAUUCUCAGUUUAUUAUUGUUAGUAAUUAUUAUUCCUUCAUUCAUUCCCCAUUUGCAUUGCAUGGAACACGCUUUACCCUUUCCCCAUCCUCCCUCCUCCUCCUGCUCUCCCUCCUAUAAACUAAACCAAUAAUAAUAAUAAUAAUAAUAAUAAUAAUAUACGCUCGCCGGCGACUCCCUUCUCUGCGGUCGGUCGCCGGAACCGGAGUUGGCGUGCCGCUUCGGCGGCCAGAGGCAGUGUCGGGUUUGGGGACGAGCAGCUGCUUCUGGCGCUCUGUCGUGAUGGGGGGUCGACUGAGCUGCGAGCUGGGUUGACUCGGUCGAGCCGGUUAGAAUUCGAAACAGAAGAGCUGACGGUAGUCUCCGAAUCCCCAACGGUCGAGGUUGAUUGAGCUCCCCCGGUGCGAUUUCGGGUGGGGACAGGGAUGGGAUCAAAGACGUGCAUGAACAUGCUCUGCGGGGAGUCCACGUCCGGCGAGGGGAGGAAAGGUUGGCCCCUCCGAUCUGGUGAAUCCGCCGUUCUUUGCGAUAAAUGCGGGUCUGUCUACGAGGAAUCUAUUUUCUGUGACAUAUUCCAUGCCAAGGACUCUGGAUGGAGGGAGUGCACCUCUUGUGGCAAGCGUCUGCAUUGUGGAUGCAUUGCUUCCAGAUUUUUGUUAGAGCUUCUUGACUGCGGUGGUGUAAGUUGUGUGAGUUGUGCGAGAAGCUCAGGACUCCGCCCUAUGGCAAAUGAUGAAAAGCCUACUGAUUUCGGCAUGCUCAAUGCUGGUCCUGGGGAGCUGAGGUCUGCUUCUGGAGGCAAACAUUAUGAUGGCGAUGGGUUUGAGAAAUUGAAGCUUAUGCAGCCGCGCAGUAACAUAGAGAAUUCGGGAUUGAGAUACUUGCUUCAGCAUGAUGACCCCAACAGUUUAUCUGCACAAAUGAAGCAGGAAGAUGUUUUGCCUUCUCCAGAAGAAAUAGGAAAAUCUCGUUUUCAAUUUUCUAGUAAAGCAUCUAAUGGAGCGGCAAACAAUCUUGAUGAUUCACUGGCCCAGCCGAACCUGAGUAUCGCUCUGGGUGGUCCUUCUGGAAGUCUGAAUCCUUUUCUUGGAGUCGUCUUUGAUGAGAAAGGGCAGAGUAGGACGUUGUCACUAUCCCAGCAGGGGUCCAAGUCUCGGCAUCUUUUGCCAAAACCACCUAAAUCAGCUAUUCCCAGUGCUUUGGAGGCAAAUAGAGGCAUUGUUCCUCAGAUACGUGUUGCAAGGCCUCCUGCUGAAGGUCGGGGAAGGAACCAGUUGCUUCCUCGAUACUGGCCCAGGAUUACUGAUCAAGAGUUGCAGCAAAUUUCUGGAGACUCAAAUUCCACCAUUGUCCCACUUUUUGAGAAGGUUCUAAGUGCCAGUGAUGCAGGUCGAAUUGGUCGCUUGGUUUUACCAAAAGCCUGUGCAGAGGCUUAUUUUCCUCCAAUAUCUCAACCUGAAGGCCUUCCUCUUAGAAUUCAAGAUGUCAAGGGAAAGGAAUGGGUGUUUCAGUUCAGAUUUUGGCCUAAUAACAACAGUAGAAUGUAUGUCUUGGAGGGUGUGACUCCUUGCAUACAGUCUAUGCAGUUGCAAGCUGGAGAUACUGUUACCUUUAGCCGCAUGGAACCUGAAGGAAAACUAAUCAUGGGAUUCAGGAAAGCAUCAGCUUCUGUAGCAAUGCAGGAAACUCAACUUUCUGCCAUGACUAAUGGCACUCACUCAACGGAAGCCUUCUUUUCCGGGAGUUUCGAGAAUCUGCCUGUUAUAAGUGGCUAUUCUAGCUUCCUUCAAUCGCUUAAGGGAAAUGCAGAUCCACAUAUAAAUGCACUCUCAAAGCAUUUUACUUCAACGAGCGGUGAUAUAAACUGGCAAAAUUCUGAGAAGAAUGAGGGGCGCAGGGAGCCCUUUUUACCUCCAUCAAUGUUGGCACCAGAUAGAAAAAGGACUCGGAAUAUUGGGAUGAACAGUAAGAGAUUGCUCAUUGAUAGUCAAGAAGCUUUAGAGCUGAAGCUGACAUGGGAGGAGGCUCAGGAUUUGCUACGUCCACCUCUGGGUGUCCAGCCAAGCGUGGUUGUGGUUGAAGAUCACGCAUUUGAAGAGUAUGAUGAGCCUCCAGUUUUCGGGAAAAGGAGCAUUUUUGUUAUCCGAUCAUCUGGGAUGCAAGAGCAGUGGGCCCAGUGUGACGGUUGCGCUAAAUGGCGAAAAUUGCCGGUUGAUAUUCUUCUUCCUGCCAGGUGGACAUGCACUGAUAAUUCCUCUGAUGAAAGCAGGUGUUCAUGUUCUGCGCCCGAGGAACUGGGUCCUAGGGAAAUGGAAAAUCUCCUCAGACUCAACAAAGACUUCAAAAGACAGAGACUAGCAGCAGCGAGCUUCAGGCUGCUCCCAGACGUUGAGUCUUCCUCCGGCCUUGACGCACUGGCAAAUGCUGCCAUCCUCGGUGACAGCACAGGCGGGGCUGCAACAACCUCAUCUGUCGCGGCGACGACAAAGCACCCAAGGCAUCGCCCAGGUUGCUCCUGCAUUGUCUGCAUCCAACCCCCUAGCGGGAAAGGCAAGCACAAGCCGACCUGCAACUGCAAUGUGUGCAUGACCGUAAAGCGCCGCUUCAAAACCUUAAUGAUGCGGAAGAAGAAGCGCCAAUCUGAGCGUGAAGCUGAGAUUGCUCAGCAGAAGAACCGCAAGACGUGGGCCCCAAAGGACGAGGCGGAAGCAGAUAGCAGCUCGAGGAAUCUGUCUCCCCUUCUUGAUUCCUCUGAACCUCAGAGCCCGAUAAAUGACUACCCCCCCGGCAACUCAGUUGACAUCAGUAAGGGACAGACAAUAGACUUGAACUGCCAGCCUGAGAGGGAUGAAGAUCCGCGAGGGACUAGUCGAGUGAGCAUGUUGAGUUUACUUCAAGUGGCAAGUCAGCCUCUGGAGAGCUACUUGAAGCAGAACGGGCUUACGAGCUUGGUGUCUGAGCAGCAGGAGAGUGGCUCAGGCCAGGUACAGGCCCCGGCUUCAGCUGAGAGUGAGGGGCAUGACGAAGAGGAUCAUGAUCGAGAUCUUUGUGGUGCUUCUGAGGUCCAAGAAAAGCUUCCUGAGCAGGAUGAGGACAUGGGGCAAGAGCCGAGUGGACCCGAUCAGAGCCAAACUUGAUCCCAAAUAACCGUUCUUUUUCCCCGGCUUUUGUACAGUUCCCCAGUUAGAGUUCCCUUGCUUCAGUCGGCAUAUUUCACGUCCAGACUGGUCUUCAUACUAAGAGUCCUUGGAGCUGCUUUACGUAAAUGGAAAUCAUCUGGUCCAACAUGAUUCAAUGAUCAAUAUCAUCAUUGAGAUCAAGUUGAGGCAAAGAAUAAUGUCUUGCACGCUCAGCAAUGUACUUCCCUCAAGGGCGAGAGCCUGUAUGUAUUAUUUCCGGUCUUGUUUCUGUACAAUCUAUGCUGCGUACCAUAUUUUUCAUGUGUAGUAGAGUUGACAGUAGCUCGAUAUUGCUCAUCAGUCAAGUUAUCCAUCAUAGUAGGAAAUUUUCAGGGAUACUGAUGAUCGGCA